Phragmites australis (common reed) is the source of this 1032-nucleotide messenger RNA. RefSeq lists its product as uncharacterized. The transcript has 3 exons. The record is from RefSeq and is a predicted model, not a curated record. Lineage: Eukaryota; Viridiplantae; Streptophyta; Magnoliopsida; Poales; Poaceae. Bases 1 to 1032 code for a protein of 343 amino acids.
AUGGCGCUCUGCGUCAACCCCGAGCGCGCGACGAUCCAGGCGGAACUGCCGGAAUUAGACGCCCAAGGGCUCGUCGACCGGCCACCCACGGGCGCCGCCAAGGUUCAAGAAGCACCGGCGCUAGCGCCAGCACCCGAGCCAAGCCGGCCGGCGGAGCCGGGGCAGGCAGACGCGGCGACGGAGGCCGGGACGGCGAAAGUGGCGGCCGAGGCGGGGACGGCGGAAGCGGCGGCCGUGUCGGGGCCAGUGGACGCGGCGGCCGAGGCGGGGACGCAGCCGUCGCCCGAGCACCUGGCGCCGGUUGAACCUACCCCGGACGUGCUGAGCCCGGGGCGGAUGAUGGCGUUGCAACCUUCGGGGACCCCUAACCCCCCGGAGGAGGCUCGCGGGGAACCCAGCGCCCAACCGGCGCACGGCCAGCCUGCCGACCCCCUCCCGGUCGCGAUCGAGAGCGUCCGGGUGGCGGUCGAGCGGCUGGGCGCGGUGGUGGACGUGGAGGUGGCACAGCUUGAGGCGGAGCGCGCCAGGCUGGACACGGAGAGGGCGCACCUUACGACCGCUUGGCGCGCCUUCAAAUCCCGCCACGUCGUGCAGCGCGCCGCCAACGAGAAGGAACAAGGCGCCAUGGAGGAGGCCCGCGCGGAGGCCGCGCGGGAGCAGAAAUUUUUGGAGGACACCCGCGCAGAGGUCACGCGGGAGCGGGAGAUUUUGGAGAACACCCGCGCAGAGGAGGCGUCGCGGCAGCAGGCUGCCGAGGCCCUCGCCAUGGGGAGGUGGGCGCAGGAGCGGGAGGAGGCGAACGCCGAAGGGGAUCUCCGACGCUGGGAGGAGGACGUCUCCAUCCGGGAGGUCGACACCAAGAUCACAGCGGCUGACUUGGGCGCCCGGGAGGAUUUGCUGACCCGCCGGGAGUUUGAGGCUGCUGAGGCGGCAGCCGCCGCCACUGCCAAGGAGGAGCAGAUUGUCAAGCACGAGGCGGAGCUGACCGCCCGCGAGCGGGCUCUGUCCGAGAUGGCGGCGCAGGUGAAGUAG